Molecule: messenger RNA, 669 nt
Organism: Arabidopsis thaliana (thale cress)
Lineage: Eukaryota; Viridiplantae; Streptophyta; Magnoliopsida; Brassicales; Brassicaceae
Gene: RAN4
Product: ras-related nuclear protein 4
Exons: 6
Coding region: 1-669 (222 amino acids)
Biological process (GO): nucleocytoplasmic transport
Cellular component (GO): nucleus
Molecular function (GO): GTP binding; GTPase activity
Source: RefSeq, marked reviewed
AUGGCUUUACCUAACCAACAAAACGUCGAUUUACCAACCUUCAAACUUCUCAUUGUUGGUGAUGGAGGCACUGGAAAAACCACCUUUCUCAAGAGACAUCUGACUGGGGAAUUUGAGCAUAAUACUGAACCUACUCUUGGUGUGGAUAUUUAUCCUUUAGAUUUCUUCACUAACCGCGGCAAGAUCCGUUUCGAAUGCUGGGAUACUGCUGGACAAGAGAAAUAUAGUGGUCUCAAGGAUGCAUACUACAUCCAUGGUCAAUGUGCGAUAAUUAUGUUUGAUGUCACAGCACGGCACACAUACAUGAACAUUGAUAGAUGGUACCGUGAUCUCCGCAGGGUGUGCAAGAACAUUCCGAUUGUUCUGUGUGGUAACAAAGUUGAUGUGCCGAGUAGACAAAUCAAGCCGAAGCACGUAUCGUACCACAGGAAGAAGUGUCUGCAGUACUAUGAGAUGUCUGCGAAGAACAAUUGCAAUUUUGAGAAACCCUUUUUGUAUCUUGCUAGAAGAAUUGCUGGAGACGCAAAACUUUCCUUUGUGGAGUCACCAGAAGCUCAAAUUGAUAACCUUGAUGUUGAGUCUCUGCAAUUAUUAACUGUAGAGGCGGGAACUCAGCCACUCCUAAUGACGAGGAUAUCAUUUGAAUUUAAUACCUUAUCGAUUGAGUAA